AUGCGUUACUCCAUCGGAACUGCGGCCCUGCUGUGUCUCGUGGCCAACAUCAGCCCCGGCCUGACUUCUAAGCUUCGUGUCCGACAAGAAGUGGUGACUGUAACGCACACAGUCACCAGUUCCCCCUCAGAGCCAACACCUUACCGCUGGGCCGCCGGCGCAACUGAGAACUACCCCAUCCACAGCUCCUGCAACGCCACCGAGCGCGCGCUUCUCACCCGAGGCCUCGACGACGCCAUCAAGCUCGCGGAACACGCCAAGCAGCACGUGCUCCGCUUCGGCAACAGCUCAGACUUCUACGUCAAGUACUUCGGCACGGCGCCCUCGGCAGAGGUUAUCGGAUGGUACGAUAAGAUCGUGAGCGCGGACCGCGGCGGGAUCUGGUUCCGCUGCGACGACGUUGAUGGAAAUUGUCACCAGGAUGGCUGGGGCGGCCACUGGCGCGGCUCGAACGCGACCCAAGAAACCGUCAUCUGCCCGAUCUCCUACACGACGCGGAUGCCGCUUGAGGGGCUCUGCGGGUACGGGUACUCGGUCGCCGCCGGCAAGCUGAACCUGUACUUCGGCUCGGACCUCGUGCACCGCCUGUACCACCUGCCGUCCAUCGGCGAGGGCGCCGUCGAGCACUACGCCGACACCUACGCCGAGUGUCUUGAGCUGGCGGUGCAUGACCCGGCGCGGGCGGUGAGGAACUCGCACACCCUGCAGUACUUUGCGCUGGAUGUGUAUGCGUAUGAUGUUGCGAUUCCGGGCGAGGGGUGUACGGGGAAGGCGCCGGCGGAGGAGGACUCAGCGUCUUCGGAGACGCCGUCGUCAACGACGUCUGCUGAUGCGGGGGCUUCGGCUACUGCUACUACCACGGCAGCUGCGGAAUGUCAUACUCACGCUGAUGGGACCGAGCAUUGCUCGUAG
Molecule: messenger RNA, 912 nt
Organism: Hypoxylon fragiforme
Lineage: Eukaryota; Fungi; Ascomycota; Sordariomycetes; Xylariales; Hypoxylaceae
Product: major allergen Asp F2
Exons: 3
Coding region: 1-912 (303 amino acids)
Cellular component (GO): extracellular region; cell surface; fungal-type cell wall
Molecular function (GO): zinc ion binding; metallopeptidase activity; integrin binding
Source: RefSeq, a predicted model, not a curated record